Paralichthys olivaceus (Japanese flounder) is the source of this 900-nucleotide messenger RNA. RefSeq names its product zinc finger protein 593 (gene znf593). NCBI's taxonomy places the organism in Eukaryota, Metazoa, Chordata, Actinopteri, Pleuronectiformes, Paralichthyidae. Gene Ontology annotation, molecular function: nucleic acid binding; zinc ion binding. The record is from RefSeq and is a predicted model, not a curated record.
CGCCCUCUACCGGUGAGCAGGUGUGUCUAACUCUCUGUGUGACCCGGAAGUACAUUCAUCUCUCUCGGCCACGCGUGUGGAAGAUCCUCCUCUGUAAACACCGCGUGAUUGUAGCAUCCAACAUGGGCAAGUCCAAACAGACGGGAAACCACAAGAGCGACAAGAAGAAGAACAUCGCAAAGACGUGGAAGACGAAGCGCAGGACCAAAGACCUGGACCAGAUCCACUCGGACAUGAAGCCGGAGACCGCAGCCCAGCUGCUGAAGCAGGAGGUGGACUUCGAUGUGACAGGGUGUGCGCAACACUACUGUCUGCACUGCGCGAGAUAUUUUGUGGAUAUGAGAUCUUUGAAAGAGCACUUCAGAACUAAAGUGCACAAAAGAAGGUUGAAGCAGCUCAGAGAGGAGCCCUACACCCAGGCUGAGGCGGAUAGAGCGGCAGGUAUGGGGUCAUAUAUCCCUCCAAAAACAGUGGAAGUGAAGACACAGCCGGUGGAGGAGGACAUGAACUGAGAACCGCCCACAUUAAACCCAUGGACUGAUGAACUCAGCAACAGUAGCAUUGACAGAAUGAAUGAUGCUCCUGUUGUUCCUGCUGUCACAAAUUCCAGAUGCAUUGUGAAAUGCUUUUUGUCUGUGACGACUCGUACUUGUUUUUCAGUCAGCUGUGAUACAAGUGGCUGUUAAAUGUCUGCGUAUCUCCGGAAUCAGGAAGGCCUCACCGGGCACUGGGUACUUAAAUGCAACAUGCACCUAUGUAAAUACAGACUGGGCCUAUCUGUGGGAAAUGAUAAUAAACCAUACAACAGAGUGCAUUCACUCAAUUUUCAUUUAUACAGUGGAGUUGGAGCAAUGAUUCUCAAACUGAUGUAGCUCAGAGAUAUAAAAGAAAUUUCCAUCA